GUAAGACUGAACGUGCUGUCUGGGAUGGUGCUGAGAGACGUGCUGUCCGAGUGGCUCGGUCAUAGGACGCAACCGACUUUAAACUUACAACAAAAGGUGCAGUUUUAGGAUGUUACCAUGUUGCUGAAGGUGAAAUACCACAGUAUCAAGAAGUACAUCAAAUUGCAAUCAGGCUCCACCUAUUCAGAAUUCAUCAGGGAAGACAGAAAUAGAUCCAGCAAAGAAGACACUACCAGUUCUGCAACAAAGGCUUCCGUGUCAGAGGCAGCAAAGGAGAUGGUAGAAAAUGCCUUGCUUAAAAAGCCUGGAGGAGAGGAUAUUCUUGAAGAGUACAAGUCAGAAAAUUCACUAAUGCACCGCACUCGGAGAAGGCUUGUCAACAUAUUGGCGAGUGAUAUUACUGAGAGACAUGGUAGGAUUCCUUCCCGUCAGCAGAUGGAGAAGUAUGCCCUGGGAAUUAUUACUCUGUUUCCCUCACUGAAGGAUCCUUUUUCUCCAAAGGGCUAUGAGCAUUUCUAUGAUGGGGAAAAGGGCACUGGAUAUUUAGCGUGGCGCCUCAAAACCAUUUCCAGGACUUCAGGAAAACGGCCAGUCAAGGAAGCCUCAGUGCAUCAAGCACAAGGACCAAAGCGCCAAAGAUCAGCAACCACACUGCCUCAGCAGCUUGAUGGAGAUGCCUGCAGGGAGGCCAUUUCAUUUCUUGUUCACUCGUCUGAUGAAGCAAGUGUAUUUCAGAAGAUGAAGAUGACAUUUCAGCACCGUCAGGACCUAGUGCAUGACCCACAAAGAAGCACAGAUGUCUUCAAAACAUUUCCACGCUUUUUAGAUGUCAAAGGACUGUUGAAUCAAGACUUCCUGCUGCUGUUUGGUGCUGAAACAGCCUCCAAGAUGCUUGAGAAGUGGGACACCUCAUUUAAGCCCAAGGUCAUCAAAGAGGCCAAAAACCUGACUCAGACAUCUGAGCUGUGCCGACUUCUAAAAGCUGCUGAGAAACUCGCAGAGAACAAUGAAACGGACUGGGACAGUGACAUCGCUUCUAUGCUGCUGCUUCUCUAUCUCUUGCCACCCACAGCUGGACGAAAGAGGACCAAAAUAAGUCCAAGUGAUGCAGUGGACAAAAUGGUGCACUUUCAUAAGUCAUGCUGCACCAUCAAUGAAUAUGUGCAGGAAAGAGAGGGUAAACAACCGUACAUCCUUGCAGUUGGCCGAACCCAAAAGACAAUUGAUACCUUCUACAUCGCCAUUGACAAACAGCUCAUCCUCUGUCAAGCCACCAGCUCAUUGGGUGCUUUUGAUGAACUGUUUAAAUCCCACUAUGUGUUCAACUUGUCUUAUGAUGAGUCCCUGGUCCAUUUCUACACUUUUUUGCAGACAACUGUCUACAACAUUGAUGUUACCACAACAGAUUAGUCUCCAAGAGUUCGUGAGUUGCGGGCAAAACUUUUGAAUGACAUAUGAAUAUGUUCAAAUGUUUCAUUUGUCAAGCAGUGCAUGCUACUGUACCAGGGCCUAAUAACUCGUUUGCGGAUCGGCCACAGUUUCUAUCCAGGCACCAAGUUUAAAUUAGUUUGUGCACAAGACCAUUGUAGGUGUCAGUUUUUAACAUUUUUAGGUUUAAAAAAAAACAUUUAGUUAGUGUGCAUGAUAAGGGUUAUUGCCAACAGUGUGAUUUACUUAAGAAUAUACGUCAUCUCAGAUAAGAAGUGUUUGAUCUUACUGUAUAAAAAUGGAGUCAGAUGUUGGGAGGGCAGAUGAUCUUUUAGCACCUCUAUGAGGGGUAUUGAUUGUCUCACUUUGUUGGCUUGAGCGAAUAAAGUAAUUUUUGUUUGGCACCUGGAACCUUUGUCUCCUGGGUAUUUUUUCUUAUGAAGAUUCAAGCUAAGACUUUUUGCCACAACACCCCAUGCUCGAGGAACUUCACAGGUUCAUUAUACCAUCUGGGCCCCCCUUCAUUAUCUCCUUUUAGUUCUAUACU
Molecule: messenger RNA, 1975 nt
Organism: Misgurnus anguillicaudatus (oriental weatherfish)
Lineage: Eukaryota; Metazoa; Chordata; Actinopteri; Cypriniformes; Cobitidae
Source: RefSeq, a predicted model, not a curated record